CCUCGGCGCUCUCGGAAGGCCCACCGGCUCCCGGGCCCGCCGAGGAACCCCCGGAACCGCCUCGGCCGCGCGGGAGGAGGGCGGGGAGAAGACCAUGUGAAUGGGCUCCGGAGCCUGAGCGCCGCGCAGGACUGGUCCAGCAGCUGUAUUAGAAGACAUGUGGUGUGUAUGAAGUUUGUGAUAGUCGGGGGAAAUUUUGGAAUUUAGAUAAUGGGCUGUGUGCAAUGUAAGGAUAAAGAAGCAACAAAACUGACGGAGGAGAGGGAUGGCAGCCUGAACCAGAGCUCCGGGUACCGCUAUGGCACAGACCCCACUCCUCAGCACUACCCCAGCUUCGGCGUGACCUCCAUCCCGAACUACAACAACUUCCAUGCAGGGGGCCAAGGACUCACUGUCUUUGGGGGUGUGAACUCUUCAUCUCACACUGGGACCUUGCGUACCAGGGGAGGAACGGGAGUGACCCUGUUUGUAGCCCUUUAUGACUAUGAAGCACGGACGGAAGAUGACCUGAGUUUUCACAAAGGAGAAAAAUUCCAAAUAUUGAACAGCUCGGAAGGAGAUUGGUGGGAAGCCCGCUCCUUGACCACCGGAGAGACUGGUUACAUUCCCAGCAAUUAUGUGGCUCCAGUUGACUCUAUCCAGGCAGAAGAGUGGUACUUUGGAAAACUUGGCCGAAAAGAUGCUGAGCGACAGCUUUUGUCCUUUGGAAACCCGAGAGGUACCUUUCUUAUCCGUGAGAGUGAAACCACCAAAGGUGCCUAUUCACUGUCGAUCCGAGAUUGGGAUGAUAUGAAAGGAGACCAUGUCAAACAUUAUAAAAUUCGCAAACUUGACAAUGGUGGAUACUAUAUUACCACCCGGGCCCAGUUUGAAACACUUCAGCAGCUUGUACAACAUUACUCAGAGAGAGCCGCAGGCCUCUGCUGCCGCCUCGUAGUUCCCUGUCAUAAAGGGAUGCCAAGGCUUACCGAUCUGUCUGUCAAAACCAAAGAUGUCUGGGAAAUCCCUCGAGAAUCCCUGCAGUUGAUCAAGAGACUGGGAAAUGGGCAGUUUGGGGAAGUAUGGAUGGGUACCUGGAAUGGAAACACAAAAGUAGCCAUAAAGACUCUUAAACCAGGCACAAUGUCCCCCGAGUCAUUCCUUGAGGAGGCACAGAUCAUGAAGAAGUUGAAACAUGACAAGUUGGUCCAGCUCUACGCAGUGGUGUCCGAGGAGCCCAUCUACAUUGUCACCGAGUACAUGAAUAAAGGAAGUUUACUUGAUUUCUUAAAAGAUGGGGAAGGAAGAGCUCUGAAAUUACCAAAUCUUGUGGAUAUGGCCGCACAGGUUGCUGCAGGAAUGGCUUACAUCGAGCGCAUGAAUUAUAUCCACAGGGAUCUGCGGUCAGCAAACAUCCUAGUGGGGAACGGACUCAUAUGCAAGAUUGCUGACUUUGGACUAGCCAGAUUGAUCGAAGACAAUGAGUACACAGCACGACAAGGUGCAAAGUUCCCCAUUAAGUGGACGGCCCCCGAAGCAGCCCUGUACGGGAGGUUCACGAUCAAGUCUGACGUAUGGUCUUUCGGAAUCUUACUCACAGAGCUGGUCACCAAAGGAAGAGUGCCAUACCCAGGCAUGAACAACCGGGAGGUGCUGGAGCAGGUGGAGCGCGGCUACAGGAUGCCCUGUCCGCAGGACUGCCCCAUCUCUCUCCACGAGCUCAUGAUCCACUGCUGGAAAAAGGACCCGGAGGAGCGGCCCACUUUCGAGUACUUGCAGGGCUUCCUGGAAGACUACUUCACCGCCACAGAGCCCCAGUACCAGCCUGGUGAAAACCUGUGAGACCUGGGUCUGCAGAGAGAGGCCUUAUCCAAGAGGCUUCCCCGCCCCCUCCCCAUUAGCUUUCAGUUCCGUAGCCGGCUGCUGCCCGAGCAGCGAGAGCCGUCCUGGAUCAGAUUGCAUGUGACUCUGAAGCUGACGAACUUCCAUGGCCCUCAUUAAUGACACUUGUCCCCAAAUCCGAACCUCCUCUGUGAAGCAUACGAGACAGAACCUUGUUAUUUCUCAGACUUUGGAAAAUGCAUUGUAUUGAUGUUAUGUAAAAGGCCAAACCUCUGUUCAGUGUAAAUAGUUACUCCAGUGCCAACAAUCCUAGUGCUUUCCUUUUUUUAAAAUGCAAAUCCUAUGUGAUUUUAACUGUCUUCACCUGAUUCAACUAAAAAAAAAAAGUAUUAUUUUCCAAAAGUGGCCUCUUUGUCUAAAACAAUAAAAUUUUUUUUCAUGUUUUAACAAAAACCAAUCAGGACAGGUGUUUGUUUUUUUUUUUCUUUUUUAUAAAUAUGAAUAUAUAUAUAAUAUAUCUGUCCCUGUACAUACACCACGUGGGUGCUAAUGUGGAGACCAUGGCCAACCCAGGCCAUAAAGCCUCGGGACCCAGAGUGAGGAUUUUACUGCCAAAUCUGCAUAAAAGCCCUGGUAUUACUCUGCACACCAGUGGCAUCCUUUUUGGCUUUUGCAAAGCAUGAUCCUUUUUUCUUUUUAAUUUAGAUUGCACUUUUUUGGUUCAUGAUUGUACCUGUAGAUGGCUGUUACUUUGAUUCUUUUCAAAAGCAGCUCCAGAGCUGGAUUCACAAGUUCUGUUUCCAGUAUUUGCUUUGACUUAACUGCAAUUUGGUCUUGAAACCUAAAAGCGUGUUUAAGCAAGCCAACGGCCAAUACCACCAGGGGAACUGGAAGGUGGAUAACCACACAUACUUCUUGUACAAAAAUAUGAAUGCUGAAAUGUUUCAAACUUUUUUUUUUAAUUUAAUAAACCUUGUAACCACA
Molecule: messenger RNA, 2805 nt
Organism: Felis catus (domestic cat)
Lineage: Eukaryota; Metazoa; Chordata; Mammalia; Carnivora; Felidae
Gene: FYN
Product: FYN proto-oncogene, Src family tyrosine kinase
Biological process (GO): T cell receptor signaling pathway; innate immune response; cell differentiation
Cellular component (GO): extrinsic component of cytoplasmic side of plasma membrane
Molecular function (GO): non-membrane spanning protein tyrosine kinase activity; signaling receptor binding; ATP binding
Source: RefSeq, a predicted model, not a curated record